AUUAUUUAAAGCUUUUAAAAAAUGUUAAGUGGAAAAAGAGUUCUGCCGACGAGAUGUAUUUUAAAACGGAACAAUACAUUUGAAUGCUUCUGUAGUUUUGAAAAUCAUCAAAAUCUUGAACUUAAUUAUUAUUUUGGUAAUUUGCUUGUAUUUGUUUAAAAGCUAAUCCUUUGACAUGAUUUAAAUAAUUCUGUACAAGCCAGGACAGAUUAUGAACAUGAUGGAUUUAACACUAGAAAUGUAUUAAUGUGUUGUCGUGUUUCGAUUUAAAAGAAUCAUGUCGAAAACAAUUAACAAGAAGGCAGAUACUAAAGUAAAGACUGUCAUGUUACCCGGAGAAAGAGGACCGGAAAUCCAAUAUCGCCUGACUGGGUUUCAUCAGACGAAUAAAAGAAAAACCGUUCCUAGACUCCGAAAAGCACCAAAUGGCCAGAUUUCAGCAAAGAAUAUUACAACAAAUGUUAUCCACAAUAACAAUGAACACGAAAAUACAAACGCUUCAUCUUUAGAAAACAAAAACCCUCUACCGGAAGCAACCAUAGUGUCUUUAAAAACCAAAGAUGAUGUUAAAAUUAGCCGAAUCAGUGAUUACCAACCAAAGCCUUCCACGGAAUUUUGUUGUGCGAAUGAUAAAGACACUACAGGAAGUUGGAUAUCAGGGAUUGAAUUUGUUCAGGAUGAUCACAUUAUUUUACUGGAUACUAAUAACUGUAAAUUAAAACGAUUUAACACACUGUUCAGAUUUCAAUCGGAAGUCGAGGUGCCCGUUGACUGCGCGAGCAUGACUAAAAUAUCGGAUAAAGAAAUUGCUGUUACAUGUUUAAAUGAAGUUCAUUUUUAUUCCAUCGGACAUUUUGGUAUGAGUCGAUCUUCAAAACAUUUUGAAGUGAGCGGAGAUGCUUAUGGCAUUAGCUAUGGGGACGGUAAAUAUGCAGUCACAUGUGAUAUUGAAGAUGAAGAUAAAUGUGCUAUUCGUAUUCUAGAUAUAUUUGGUGAUGAAAUACAUGUGAUAAGAAUCAAAGGUAGCGACGAUGAAGACAUUGCCAUUGGACCGUACUGUCAGAUAGACAACAUGCACCAAGUUGUUGCUGUGUCUGAUUUCGACAACCGUUUUGUACGUUGUUAUAAUUUCAAUGGUUCUUUAAAAUGGAAAUGUGAGGUGGCGGGUGGGCCAAGAGGUCUUUUAAAAAUUGGAAAUGAUUUAAUUGUUUCAGAUAAUUAUGGACAAGAAAUUUGUGCAAUAACGAUAGAUACUGGAAAGAAGAGGACACUUCUUCAUGAUGAAGAUGGCGUAUUUAAUCCAGAAUUAAUUGCAUGUAAUGGCAGAAACUUACGUCUUGCAAUAACACAGCGUGCUUUUGAUACCAUCAGUAUUUUUAAUUUAAGUAAAAGACAGUAACUAUGAAAUAAUAAUUGGGAGUAUUGUAUAUGAUAGCUAUUUUUUUAGAAUGUUAAAUGUCUGUAUCUAAGACCAAGGGGAUAUGGAGUAGAGAUUUACCCAACGACUUAGAAAACAAAAAGACAUUUGGAUGUCAAAAUACGAUCUUACAUGCAUAGUUCAUAGACACUUCGCAUGUGAAUAUAAAACCAGUUUUAAGAUAUGUUUUCCUGUUUUAUGCCUCGCCUAAUAUAGAAGAAGGUAUGAUUUCGAAUCCAUUAGCCGUCGUGUAUCAAGUAAUUGAAGACGUUACUGUGAAGUGUUGCUCCUUUUGAUGUGAACUUCAGAUAUAUGCCAAAUAACUAACAAUGAAAUGUAAUAGUGUGAACGCGGCAUUAGUUCAAAAGGAGACAUAAUGAUGUUUAUAUUUGUAUGGUUUUUCGUAGAAUGUUUAAAGAAAACAUAUUCUUGAAAGGUUUGAAUAUUUAAUGUAUAUAUUUAAGAAAUAAAGCCUAUUAAAUACCG
Molecule: messenger RNA, 1903 nt
Organism: Mytilus trossulus (common blue mussel)
Lineage: Eukaryota; Metazoa; Mollusca; Bivalvia; Mytilida; Mytilidae
Exons: 2
Coding region: 278-1399 (373 amino acids)
Source: RefSeq, a predicted model, not a curated record